AUGGUGGCAUUUAUUUUCAUGAACUUUCCUUCAGUAGCUGCUCUUGAUAAAAGAGGUUUAAGAUUCGGAUUAGUAAUUGGGUCUUUACUGACAGCAAUUGGUUGCUGGUUUAGAUGUUUCUUGAACUAUAGUUUUUGGUUUGCAAUAGUUGGAUAAACUAUAAUGGCUAUCGCCUAGCCCUUCCUGAUUAAUGCACCUGGUAAAGUAUCAGGAAACUGGUUUGGUGAGAAAGAGAGGAUAUAUACAACUGCUAUAGGUGUGAAUGCAAAUAUCCUCGGUAAUUCUUUAGGAUAUUUUUUACCUUCACUAUUUGUAAAAAAUUCAGAUUUAUAAGAUCCUGAAAGUGCUAAAACCCAUGUAUUUCAAACAGUUUUAGUAACAGCAAUUAUUUCCACAGUAGUUUUAAUCCCUAUUCUAUUAUCAUUUCAAGAUAAGCCUCCAACUCCAGCAUCCUAUGAUUAAUAGGAUGCGAACUUAACUACAUUGAAGAAAGACUUUGUAGAUUUGAUGAAAAACAAAGGAUUUAUGCUUGCUAGUUUAUCAAAUGGCAUGAAUAUAACAUACUUUAAUGGAAUUGGAACUGUGCUAGCAUAAAUGGCUAAUAUCUACGGUUUUAGUGAUAUUGAGGCUUCCUAUUUAGGUACAGCCUAUUAAGUAGUUGGCAUAUUGGCUUUCAUACUGUCAUACUUCGCAUUGAUAAGCGGGAAUUAUGCAUUCUUGAUGACAGCUAUUUGUCUAACAGGUUAUUUUAAUUUGAGUAUUAUGGCUGUUGCUUUUGAACAAGGUAUAGAGCUUUCAUAUCCUAUCGGUGAAGCAACCUCUGGAGGAAUUUUCAAUAUUCUCAAUAACAUUUUUGGAUUUAUACUAAUUUUGAUUCUGACCCCUAUUUUAAAUAACAACGAAAAGAAAGAUGUUUUAAUUUCAUUUAUCAUUUUAGGCAGUUGCUUAGUUGCUGCUUUUAUUUUUAUGGCUGUUGGUAAAUUUGAACUGAAAAGAACUUAGUAUUAUGAGGCUUAAAAAGAUUUGAAAUCUUAAGCAUAAUCUGAUUUAAAACAUUAGAGUUAUUCACAAAAGGGUUUUGGGUUCUCAAGCGAAAUCAUAUCUGAGGAACCAUUCCAAACUUCUAGUUAAGGUAUGAAAUAGUGA
Molecule: messenger RNA, 1146 nt
Organism: Stylonychia lemnae
Lineage: Eukaryota; Ciliophora; Spirotrichea; Sporadotrichida; Oxytrichidae
Source: the annotation of a GenBank genome assembly